AUGAAUCUGCAGAGGGCAGCAGGGCGCACGGGGCGCACAGGGCAGCAGGGCAGCAGGGCGCGCGGGGCGCACAGGGCUGCAGGGCGCGCGGGGCGCACAGGGCAGCAGGGCAGCAGGGCGCACGGGGCGCACAGGGCAGCAGGGCGCACGGGGCGCACAGGGCAGCAGGGCGCGCGGGGUGCAGCAGGGCUGGCGGGUUGGCCACACCCGCCACCCCCAUACCCUCCCCCACUGCUGCACCCGCAGCAGAGAGAUGGGGGGGGGGGGGGGGGGGGUGGCGGGGGGGGGCAGGCAGGUGCUGCAGGUCCCCUCCCCCCACUGCCGCAUCCGCACCAGGGGGAUGGCAGAUCCCCUCCCCCCACUGCUGCACCCGCAGCAGGGGGAGGGAGUGGAGAAAAGGGCGGAGAGGAGAGGGGGGGGCUGGUGCUGCAGGUCCCCUCCCCCCACUGCCGCAACCGCAGUAGGGGGAUGGCAAAUCCCCUCCCCCCCACUGCUGUACCCGCAGCAGGGCGCGCGGGGCGCACAGGGCAGCACAGGGAGGCGGCGGCACCGGGUCGCCCCUCCCGUCGCCUGUUGAGGCGACCUGAGGGGAGGGGGGGGGGGGGGGGGCAACGCGCGGCCUCCCAGGGCGCCAGAGCAGGCGGAAGAAGGGGCGACGCGCGCCCUCCCAGGUCGCCCCUCCCGUCGCCUUGCGUGGCGAGCGGGGAGGGGGGGGGCCGCGCGCGCCCCCCCCCCCCCCGGGUCGCCACGUAA
Messenger RNA from Closterium sp. Naga37s-1, 753 nucleotides. The record is from the annotation of a GenBank genome assembly. Lineage: Eukaryota; Viridiplantae; Streptophyta; Zygnematophyceae; Desmidiales; Closteriaceae.